Musa acuminata AAA Group (dessert banana) is the source of this 1940-nucleotide messenger RNA. Its product is annotated as protein transport protein SEC23 F-like. The record is from RefSeq and is a predicted model, not a curated record. The transcript has 9 exons. Bases 1 to 1761 code for a protein of 586 amino acids. Gene Ontology annotation, biological process: endoplasmic reticulum to Golgi vesicle-mediated transport; COPII-coated vesicle cargo loading; intracellular protein transport. Gene Ontology annotation, cellular component: endoplasmic reticulum exit site; COPII vesicle coat. Gene Ontology annotation, molecular function: GTPase activator activity; zinc ion binding. NCBI's taxonomy places the organism in Eukaryota, Viridiplantae, Streptophyta, Magnoliopsida, Zingiberales, Musaceae.
AUGCAUCUGGAGAAACUGGCAUUAAAAGGCUUUCAGCUUGGAUGGGGCUUUCGGAUAACAGGGAAGGUGUUGCUCGUCAUUUCGCUCACUGUUCGUGAGAGGAAUAUCUCGCAUGUGCUCGCUCAGACAGGAAACUUGUUGUUCUACGAAGGGAUCGAGGAGGAGCUGAGAGACUCCGGGCUGGAGGAGGAAACGGGGAAUUGGGCCAAUGUGGAGGAUGACUUCAAGUGGUUAAGAGCGGUGCAGUCUCCCAACUGGUCUGUGAUACCUGAGGAAGAACGUGUGCAAACCAAGAAUGCAUCAGAUACCACCGAGGAGCCAUGUGAAGAUAAACAACACAAGAAGAAGGAAACUUUGCUGCCCUGCGCCGCCGUGCUAAACCCCUUCGCCCGCGUCGACUUUGCUAACAAGAUCUGGAUCUGCCUCUCCAGCAACCACUUCUCCCCUCACUACGCUGGCAUCAGCGAGACCAACGUCCCCGGUGAGCUGUACCCCGAGUGCACCACCGUGGAGUACGCGCCCCCCCCCCCUCUCGAUGCCGCCGCGCCUCCGCCGCUUCCCGUCUUCCUCUUCGUCCUUGAUACCUGCCUCAUCGAGGAGGAGCUCGGCUACGUCCAGUCCGCCAUGCGCCGUGCCAUCGAUCUCCUACCGGACCAUGCCCUCGUUGGGCUUAUUACUUUCGGCACCCAGGUCCACCUCCACGAGCUGGGCUUCGCGGAUAUGUCGAAGAUCUACGUGUUUAGGGGAACCAAGGAGAUCUCAAGAGAGCAGAUCUUGGACCAGUUCGGACUUUCGGUAGCUGGUGUUCGCCAUGGUGCCGUUGCUGGAGCGCCAGGGUAUCUCAAGGGACCCCAGGGAAAUGGGUUGCAUCCUUGGACGUCCGUCAAUAGAUUCCUACUUCCCGCGUCCGACUGUGAAUAUACUCUCAAUUCUUUGCUAGAUGAGUUGCAGAGGAAUCAGUGGCCAGUGGAACCGGGGAAUCGUGAUUUGCGGUGCACGGGGGUUGCCCUCAGUGUCGCGGCUGGCUUACUAGGAGCAUGUACUGGUGGUACCGGAGCCCGAAUCAUAGCUUUGGUUGGUGGGCCUUGUACCGUUGGCCCUGGACUGAUUGUGUCAAACGAUCAAUCAGAGCCAGUUCGUUCACAUAAAGAUCUUGAUAAAGAUGCUGCUCCAUAUUUCCACAAAGCUGUUAAAUUUUAUGAUAAUCUUGCCAAGCAGCUGGUUAGCCAGGGCCAUGUUUUGGACCUUUUUGCUUCAGCACUUGAUCAGGACAUUCCUGAGUAUUUGGAAGGAUGCAGGUUUCUGCCAAAGCUUAACAAUGAACUUCCCAGUGAAAGAAAUUCUACCUACAAAGAAAGGUUCAGUAGCUUAGAAAAUCUGAUUCUUAUAAUGUUCGAGCAUGAUACAGUUCUGAUUCCUCCGGAGACAUCUUGGUUUGGAUAUUAUCCAGAUGGUGCCUUUAACCCAAUUUUGCCUCCACAACAGACUACCCUCUACACUGAAGACUGGAUUGGUCUAAAAACUUUGGAUGAUGCUGGGCGAGUCAAAUUUAUCAGUGUCAAAGGAAAUCAUCUCAGAAUCUCCCAAAGUGACAUGAAAAAGCAUAUCGUGCCAUACUUGGAGGAGAAACCAGAAAUGUUGAUAAAAAAAUGUCCCAUGUCAGAAUGGGUUUCAUCAGAUUGGAAUAUCCUGAUGAUGGACAGAAUGGAUCCGACAGAGGAGUCUCCUCUGCUUUUGUCCUUCAAGGGUGCUGACAUGUAAAUUGUUUGAUUCAAAACACCCCUCAUCCUAUGUUAUCUAUCUAGUUGGUUGAAAUGCCCCACGGUGGUAAGAAACCUGUGUAUUUAUACUUACCACGUGUUUCACGUUUUCUUUUUGAACUUUUCAUAUGCUGUCUAUAUUUUAACUUACUAUGAAGGUCACUACUACAAUUGUUAUCA